CCCAAAAUUUUCUUACAAAAUUCAACUAACAUCGUUUAGUCUAGACAAGUUAGAUCUAGAUCUACUAGUUAAGUUAAUCCUAGAUUUAAAAAAAAAAUAGAUUAGAUCUCUCUAGUUAACUCUAGUAAACUAGUAUCUAUACGAAUGGGAAACGCAUUUACUGGUUUUGCGCAACCUAAGAAAGCAAAAAGAAAAUUGUUAAUAGACGAAGAAGAUAUUCUUGAAGAAAACAACGAAAGUGGUUUAGAAAAAUGCAAUUGUAUGAGACUAGAAGAAGAGAAUGGUCCCAGCUCAAAGCCCAAUUUCAUCCCUGUCAAUGAGUUUACUGAAGCGGAUUUGCCUGGGCCCAUCCGGAACAGCUCUGUGACAGAAUACAUCAGACAGCAGGAGAAGCUUGUUGUUCAUCUGUAUGUCCAGAGGGACAAACCUGAUGGGAAACCAAAGGGGAAUUCUGGGACAGGUUUUGUGUGGACCUGUAAGGAUAACAUGGAAGUCUUUGAUGUUUGCCCGGCUGAAAAAUGCCGGGAUAAGUAUCCGCACAAAGGAUAUGGCGGGCUGCUUGUUUACACUAAUCACCAUGUUGUGAGGGAUGACAAGGAGGCAGCCACGUGUGAAGUAACGUUUUUUUAUAACUCUGGUUCUUUUAUUGUCGUGGAAGAUUUCAGCUGUACUCCUGUGUCUGAGCAUGUUCCAACGGAGAACUUAACUGGUUCUUUGUCUAGCAAAAACUGCAGUUCUGCGCCUGAUUCGAAAAUAUUAAACACCGUUGAGAAACCUGCAAAUACACUCGGAACAAAACCUGUCAGGGCUUAUGGCCUGAAUUUAAGGGAAUGUGAGGAAAACAAAGAUCUGGUAGGUUUGAAAAUAAUUUACCAUGACCCUGAACUAUUUGACAUGGUGCGGGGUGCCAGCAAAACAAAUUUGUUGUCGAAGAUCCCGAACCAGAUCAAGGUAAACUGGAAAAAAUUUGCCAUUGUUAUAUCACACCCACACGGAGGGUCAAAGGUCAUAAGUGUCGGAGAUCUUGUUGCUUUGGAGGAAGAAGAUGAUGGCGUUGACAGACCUCGCAGAACAACAAAAUACACAGCCUCCACAUGUAAUGGCAGCUCAGGUGCACCUGUGUUUACUGGUAGCUACUCAUAUAGGCCAUUCACGCACCGAGGGAAAUAUAAAGGGUACAACGUAUCCUUCUCAUUCUAGGUCUGUGUUUACUGGUAGCUACUCAUAUAGGCAUUCAUGCACCGAGGGAAAUAUAAAGGUACAACGUAUCCUUCUCAUUCUAGGUCUGUGUUUACUGGUAGCUACUCGUAUAGGCCAUUCACGCACCGAGGGAAAUAUAAAGGGUACAACGUAUCCUUCUUAUUCUAGGUCUGUGUUAACUGGUAGCUACUCGUAUAGGCCAUUCACGCACCGAGGGAAAUAUAAAGGGUACAACGUAUCCUUCUCACUUUAGGUCUGUGCUUUACUGUGCAGUGAGAUAGUCAGUUUGAUCAUAGGAACUACUUAUGAACUUGUUACAGACUUUGUUGUUAGUCAGUUAAUUUAUAAAUAUGAAAACUGUUCUAAGGGAAACUUAUGUAACAUUUGUUACUCACUACAGCAUAAAUGAAGUUAAAUUGACUAUCCUUAGUGGGUAUUUGAAUUCAGCAUUGUGUCUGUUACUGCCUAACCAACCAAGCUUUAUUCUUAUCCUUGUUUUAAACAUAAUGACUAAAGUCAAUUCAAUAUGUCUCUGUGUAUCAGGCUAAACAGAAAAGAGUUUCUGUUAAUUUUUGUUAAAAUUCUCUUUUCCCGGGCAUACCCAAUACUCAUGAUAGUCUUGAACUUUGCAUGAACUCUGAGUUAUAGGUUAACCAGCACAACUGGUAGUACUGGACCACAUUUCUUACAUACUAAUAUGUGAUGUUUUUGUUAGUUAAUUGUUUUUGUAA
Physella acuta is the source of this 1931-nucleotide messenger RNA. RefSeq lists its product as uncharacterized. Lineage: Eukaryota; Metazoa; Mollusca; Gastropoda; Physidae. The record is from RefSeq and is a predicted model, not a curated record.